AUGUCGCCACCGCCUCGCCGCCGUGGACGUGGGGGUCGAGGAGGUGACCGUCGUCUUAGUAUUGACAAUACUAUUGCAACUUCCAAGAACCGUGAACGAGGCAGUAGCAUUCAUAAACGCGGUGGAGGGCGUGGGGGUGGAGGCGGGUCAUCUACUGUCUCGUCUUCGUCUGCUGUCAAUUCGGUGAGACCCACACGUACCGUGAUGACUGUAUUAAAGAAAUUAGUGGUGCGUAAUAUUCCUUCAACGACGUCAGAAGAAGAGGUUAGGGAAAUGUUGAAGGGAUACGGCAUUGGUCACGAGGUUAUAUGGCGCUUUGUACCCGGUCGUAACCGACGCAAAAACAAUCGUGAGCCAAUACCUGCGAGACUUUAUUUGGACAUGAACAAAGAGCCAGAGAAAAUCAAAACACUUAUUGCAGCAUUGCAUGGACAGCUAUUUUGCUAUAACGUGAAGGAGAAGACAGAUAUUAAGCCACUGGAGGUAGAAUUUGCCCCGUUUCAGAAAAUUCCACGUGAAAAACAGCGAAAAGACGCUAAAAUAGGAACAAUUGACCGUGAUCCAGAGUAUAUGGCGUUUUUGAACGAGUUGUCCAAGCCAAAAGACAAACUUCCUAGUGCCGAAACAGUUGUGGAUAUGGCAGAGGGUGAGACGGUGGAAAAGCCUGUGGCGGCGUUGGUGAAGUACCUGAAUGAAAGGAAGGUUCACAGCCGUGAUAAGGGCAAAGGAAAAUCUGGAGGAAAAUCAUUUGUCAAGAAUGCGCGUCGACAGAAGGGAAAGAAAGCGAGCUCUAAGCAAAAAUCGACGAAAGAGAAGUCGAAACCUUCAAAGGAUUGCAAAAAGAAAAGCAGCAGUGAUGCAACUGAACUUAAAAGUGGCAAGCAACACGGAAGAGCGUCUUCGAAGAAGGAAUCAACGAAACAAGAACCGGCAGAGCCUGGCAUGUUGCGUAUCAUGAUUUCCAAGUCUGUUGCUGCGGUUGGCGAUUCAGCUCUUCCCCCCGCUGGGACUGCGCCCUCUACCGAUGCUUCUUCGGAACGCGGAUCAGAGAAGCGUUCCUCCAAAGGCGGCAAGAAAAAUGGCAGCCGUGGACGCACCAACCCCCGAAAAAGUAAAGAUGGAAUUGAUGGGGCUGAAGGUGAAGGUACCAAUUUGAAACCACAUGCACGUCGUAAAGGUGGAAAUGGUGGCAAGAAGGAGCCGAGAAGCAAGGGCGAACGGAAGAAGGUGUUUGCGCCAAAGGAUGCAACUCUGCAAGGCACGCCUUCCAAAAGUUGA
Molecule: messenger RNA, 1278 nt
Organism: Peronospora farinosa
Lineage: Eukaryota; Oomycota; Peronosporomycetes; Peronosporales; Peronosporaceae
Source: the annotation of a GenBank genome assembly